UCGCAAAACGCGAUUCGGGAAUGCAUUUUAAACAACUUUUUCUUUUCUAAAGAAUAAAAAAAAAAAUACAACACUCAAGGCGCAGAAGCGUCGAAGCGUUUCUUCAUAGAUCCCUGAAACCGUGUAGUUAUGAUUCGAUAAUCGUUUUAUUAUUAUUGUUAUUAUUAUUUUCUAUUCAUUUAGAGAUCUGUGUUUAUUAUAAAAGUUAAAAUUAAUUCCGGUAAACGUUAACAUGUCGCUGUCGUAGGUAGUUUCGCACGUGAACCGUUCUUCGAUAAACAAGCAACGUUUAAACGAUGAAGUAUUACAAAAUCGAGAUAAACAAAACUGAAUGGGAAGUACCUGAACGGUACCAAAUGCUCACUCCCGUCGGUCUUGGUGCUUAUGGGCAAGUUUGCUCUGCUGUCGACAAUCAGACUGGUCUCAAAGUCGCUAUCAAGAAACUUGCCAGACCAUUUCAGUCAGCUGUCCAUGCUAAACGCACAUAUCGAGAACUUCGCAUGUUAAAACAUAUGAACCAUGAAAAUGUAAUUGGAUUGUUAGAUGUAUUUACACCUACCAAUACUAUAAAUAAUUUCAAUCAAUUGUAUAUGGUUACACAUUUAAUGGGAGCUGACUUGAACAACAUCAUACGUACUCAAAAAUUAUCUGAUGAUCAUGUUCAAUUUUUGGUUUAUCAAAUUUUACGAGGUUUAAAGUACAUUCAUUCAGCAGGAAUUAUUCAUAGAGAUUUGAAACCGUCAAAUAUUGGAGUAAAUGAAGAUUGUGAACUUAAAAUAUUAGACUUUGGAUUGGCCAGACCAACUGAAAGUGAAAUGACUGGAUAUGUAGCUACUCGGUGGUACAGAGCACCUGAAAUAAUGUUAAACUGGAUGCAUUAUAACCAAACAGUUGAUAUUUGGUCAGUUGGUUGCAUCAUGGCAGAACUUUUGACUGGAAGAACAUUAUUUCCAGGCACAGAUCAUGUGGAUCAUUUAACACGUGUAUUAGUUUUAUGUGGAACACCAUCCAUAGAAUAUUUAAAUAAAAUUAAAAGCUCGGAGGCAAAAAAGUAUAUACAAUCACUACCAGUAAUGCCAAAAAAAGAUUUUGGUGGAGUUUUUAAAGGAGCUAACCCACUAGCAAUUAAAUUAUUAGAAGAGAUGUUGGAACUAGAUGCUGACAAGAGAAUGACUGCUGAAAAAGCACUUGCACAUCCAUAUCUAGCACAAUAUGCCGAUCCAACUGAUGAACCUAAUUCACCUCCAUAUGAUCAAAGCUUUGAAGAUAUGGAAUUAACUGUAGAAAAAUGGAAAGAACUUGUUUGGGAAGAAGUUGUUAGUUAUGUUCCAUCUACAAAAUUAGAUUCGUCAUAGGUUAUUUAUGCCUUUUAUGCAUUGUGUGAUAUUGCUGCAAACUAUUGUGAAAAAAUGCUCAGAUUCAUUAACAUUUUAACUAAUAGGUUUUAUAAUUAUAUUUAAAGAUUAAUAUUUUGUUUAUUG
Messenger RNA from Sipha flava (yellow sugarcane aphid), 1481 nucleotides. RefSeq names its product mitogen-activated protein kinase p38b-like. The record is from RefSeq and is a predicted model, not a curated record. The transcript has 10 exons. NCBI's taxonomy places the organism in Eukaryota, Metazoa, Arthropoda, Insecta, Hemiptera, Aphididae. Gene Ontology annotation, molecular function: ATP binding; MAP kinase activity. Gene Ontology annotation, cellular component: cytoplasm; nucleus. Gene Ontology annotation, biological process: intracellular signal transduction; protein phosphorylation. Bases 297 to 1355 code for a protein of 352 amino acids.